ACAUCUCAACCAAAUUCGUCAAUCAUGUCCUCUACACCGCCAGUGGCUCGUGGAAAAGCUGUUCAAAAUACUUUGUAUCACCUGGACCGCAUCUUAGACCGCAUAACAGAGAUUACGACAGACAUUGCCAUCCUACACGAUAAAGCUGAGAAGGCGAUUCUGAAAGCGGACCGCGAAAAGACCACUGCAGAACUUAAAGCUUUGGUCGAAAAGCUAGAUGAGCAUUACGAGGAGCACCAAGCAUCCGUACGCAGUAUUGAUAUCAACGAUAUGAUCGCUUUCUACAGGGUCGCGGGGAGGACCGAAGAACAGGCACGCAAGGAAGUUGAGGAUGAUUUUAAUGGGGUAAAGGCGAUGGUGGAUGAGAUGAGGCGGUGCGCGAAGGAGGCCUUGGCGGAUGUUGUGUACGAAGAAAUAGGAACGCCGUUGACUGAAAGUGAGAUUAGUUUCUCUAAGAUCUAAAAUAUGCGCAGUCUCCGCAGAUAUCAAGAUUCAAUCCACACUCUGUGUUCCUUACGAGAUCGUCCUAGUAUUAGUGCAUGUACGAAUUCUGAUAUGUUUGCGAUGCAUCAUCUUUAAUAUUUGGUUGUGCUAUCAAUUGGCAUUUCUCCAGAAAACCUUCGAAAUCACCAAAUAAAAGCGAAUCUUUAUUUAUCAUUUGUUCUUCGACGUCUUCUAGUGACCUGAAGCUACAAUUCUAUGAGAUGUGGGACGGAAUGUCGAUCGCCUGGCGCGAAUCACCGGGUCGCCGAUCCUACAUAAUCGUAUACCCGCAAUUUGUAUCGCAUCGGCCACU
Molecule: messenger RNA, 796 nt
Organism: Periconia digitata
Lineage: Eukaryota; Fungi; Ascomycota; Dothideomycetes; Pleosporales; Periconiaceae
Source: the annotation of a GenBank genome assembly